AUGGAUUGGGACAGUCUCUUCUUCAACACGGCAGUCCUAAUCGCCGGGGUCUUUGUUCUUGACUAUGGUGCAGACAAAUUCAUCGAUCACACUGUAAUUGUAGGACAACGACUAGGCAUCUCCCCAACUCUCAUUGCCCUUUUGACUGCUGGGGCUGAAUACGAAGAGCUCGCUGUUGUUGUCGCUGCAAUCCUGCAAGGUCACACCCCUUUAGCCCUAGGAAAUGUCAUGGGAUCUUCAAUUUCCAAUAUCCUCGGUGCCUUUUCGCUCGGGCUUUUAUGUCAUCCAGGCGAUAGUCCCUUUGACAGUAGUGCGAAGAUAUACUCUGCACUCCAAUUCUUCAUCACGACUGUUUUCAUCAUCUUGGCAUACUUUCAUCAGCUGAAUAGAGUUACUGGUGGGCUUCUCAUCGCUCUCUUCGCCUUUUAUAUCAUCUCUAUUGGAUUUGCCAUCUAUAGAGGUAUCAGUGAACCGCCUCAGCUGUCGGACAGUGAAAGUGACAGUGACGACGAAUCAAUCGAUGUUCAUGGCGAACCAACAUUGGGGCAAAGUGCCGGGCAGUCAGCCUCGGAGUCUUCCCCUCUAUUAGGAGAUACAGAUGUGGACAAGAAAAAGAAAAAGCCUCCCCGACCGCUUUAUCAUCAUGUUAUCCAGCUUAUUUUCGGAUUGCUAGCACUCUCCUUGUCGGGGUACAUCCUUGCCCACAGCGCAGGUGCUAUCGCCAACUCUCUCAAUCUGUCAGGUACUGUCUUUGGAUUAACCGUGAUUGCUUUUGUCACAACCCUACCGGAGAAGUUGGUUGCGAUGCUCAGCGGAUUUCGUGGACAAGGAGGCAUAAUUGUUGCAACCACAGCAGGGAGUAACAUCUUCCUACUAACGCUAUGCGUCGGUGUUGUUGCGGUAGCGGGAAACCCCCUGGAUGGGUCAGAUACCUUUGUUCUGUUUGAUCUGGUGACAGUAUGGGUGUCCUCGCUGUCACUUGUUGUGGUCGUCUUUCUAGGACCCCACCGAAUGGCUGGCCUGGUACUUCUUGCCGCCUACGUGGUUUUCUUGGUCAUGGAGUUCACCGUUUUCAGGCGCUAG
Messenger RNA from Penicillium crustosum, 1083 nucleotides. RefSeq names its product sodium:calcium antiporter. The coding region runs from base 1 to 1083 and encodes 360 amino acids. Gene Ontology annotation, cellular component: membrane. Gene Ontology annotation, molecular function: calcium channel activity; calcium, potassium:sodium antiporter activity. The transcript is spliced from 2 exons. NCBI's taxonomy places the organism in Eukaryota, Fungi, Ascomycota, Eurotiomycetes, Eurotiales, Aspergillaceae. The record is from RefSeq and is a predicted model, not a curated record. Gene Ontology annotation, biological process: intracellular calcium ion homeostasis; calcium ion transmembrane transport.